Messenger RNA from Gloeophyllum trabeum ATCC 11539, 402 nucleotides. RefSeq lists its product as uncharacterized. Bases 1 to 402 code for a protein of 133 amino acids. Lineage: Eukaryota; Fungi; Basidiomycota; Agaricomycetes; Gloeophyllales; Gloeophyllaceae. The record is from RefSeq and is a predicted model, not a curated record. The transcript has 4 exons.
AUGGACGUCCUCACUCAAAUCAAAGCUGACCACGACAAUGUCAAGAGCCUGUUCGCCAAGUACAAGGCGGCUUCUGGCUCUGAGAAGACCUCACUCGCUCAGACUCUCAUAGCUGAGAUAAAGGCUCACAGCGCCGCUGAGGACGCUUCGAUCUACGCGGACUACUCCAAGUUUGGCCUGAGCGCCGCCUCCAAUAAGCGGGAGCACGCUGAGAUCAACAACCUCGUCGCUGGUGCCUCCGCUUCGGAUGAUGCUGCUGUCACCAAGGCCGUGACCACCUUCAUCUCCCACUCGGAUGAGGAGGAGAGUCAACAAUGGCCCGCUAUCAAGGCUAAGCUGUCGGCUGGCGAGAGUGACGCUCUUGCCAAACAAUUUGUCAUCGCGAAGAAGAGCGUUGCCUGA